Molecule: messenger RNA, 1287 nt
Organism: Psammomys obesus (fat sand rat)
Lineage: Eukaryota; Metazoa; Chordata; Mammalia; Rodentia; Muridae
Product: apomucin-like
Exons: 15
Coding region: 1-1287 (428 amino acids)
Molecular function (GO): protein binding
Source: RefSeq, a predicted model, not a curated record
AUGGAGUAUGACUUCAGUUCAGAGACCUACAGUGACUCUAACCUCUGCUCCGUUGUCCCACGGGUCCAGUGCUCAUUCUUCUUCAACUGGAUCAUCACCUGGAAUGUCUACUUCUUCUGGGCAAACGUCUUUUUGGCUAUUUGCAACCAAGGAUGUCAAGGAGAAUUUCAGCCAGCCGGUGUAGCUGAUGAGAUGUGCGCAGGAGACCCGGUGUCGGAGUGGGUUUCUACCUUCCAGUCAAACAUCCCUCCUGUGGUGAUGGAUCCACGUCACAAGAUUCCAGACAUAUUCAUUGCAAUCACCACUGGGCUUGUCCGUGCCACAACUGUCGCCCCACACAGUUCCAGAACAGAGGCCACAACUUCCCUGCGUGUAAGUGGAACAGCAAAGAGUGAGGCAUCCACAGGGAUAGCGUGUGAAGUCACAGGGCUGCACCCUUUGCAAACGUUCGUGGCCCAAGCGUUGUCCCAUCUCUGUUCAGAGGCUACCACUUUUGCAGACGUUGGAAUGCGCACUGCAGUUAGAGCUGCAGCUAAUUCCACUUCAGUAGCAGCUAGAGUGACAACCAGCCCCUACAUAUCCCAGCCAGUGUGUCCAAGCACCCUUCCACCAACCCCAGUGUGCCGCGGUCCACUGGGAGAAGAGAAAUCUCCUGGAGACAUAUGGACAUCUAAUUGCCAUCAAUGUACGUGUACUGAAGCUCAGGCCGUAGACUGCAAAUGGAAAGAGUGUCCUUCUCCGCCCACAUGCAAAACUGGAGAGAAGCUGAUGACAUUCAAAUCGAAUGAUUCUUGCUGUGAAAUUGGCCACUGUGAACCAAGAACAUGUUUAUUUAACAAUACUGAGUAUGAGAUUGGGUCAUCGUUUGACGACCCUAGCAAUCCGUGUGUCACCUACACCUGCAACAGCACUGGCUUGGCGGCUGUGGUUCAGGACUGCCCGAAGCAAACCUGGUGCGCAGAGAGAGAGAGAACAUAUGAUUCAAAGAAAUGUUGCUAUACAUGUAAAAGUGACUGCAGAACCGCUCCCGUGAAGGUAACCAUUAAAUACAACGGUUGUAGGAAAAAGGUUCAGAUGGCAAGAUGUGUGGGAGAAUGCAAAAGGACCGUCAAGUACAAUUAUAAUACCCAUCAAUUGGAGAAUUCAUGUUUCUCCUGCCGUGAAGACAACUAUGAGUUAAGAGACAUCGACCUGGAUUGUUCUGAUGGUAGCACCAUCCCUUACCAAUACAGGCACACAACAACUUGCUCUUGUCUGGACCAGUGCGCACAGUCUACAGCUAGUUAG